Dromiciops gliroides (monito del monte) is the source of this 2846-nucleotide messenger RNA. RefSeq names its product NADP dependent oxidoreductase domain containing 1 (gene NOXRED1). Lineage: Eukaryota; Metazoa; Chordata; Mammalia; Microbiotheria; Microbiotheriidae. Bases 365 to 1489 code for a protein of 374 amino acids. Gene Ontology annotation, biological process: L-proline biosynthetic process. The record is from RefSeq and is a predicted model, not a curated record. The transcript has 10 exons. Gene Ontology annotation, molecular function: pyrroline-5-carboxylate reductase activity.
GUUUAGAGGUCAGAUGUAGCCCCCUCUAGAUUCCAGAAAUGCUGGGAAAUAUUCUCUCUGGACAGUUUCUCAGCCCCUUCUUUAUUGGAAACUGCAGGUGCCUUCUGUUUCUUUCUUCCAUUCUGUUCAGAAUGAACCUCACAGCCCUUUUUCUUGGGGUGGCUCCAGGACAGGAAAAGCUGUGCAGCAGACAAAAUCUCCAACUCACUUCUCUGCCAGGACAGAAAAGAUGUGGCAACCCUGGUUUUGUGAGCUCAGUCAGUGAUUAGAAAUGUGCCAGGACCUCUAUUCACUCAGAGAACUGGAUUCUGAGGAGCAGGAUGGAAUGACUAGCCCCGAAUUAUAAGUGCUGGGACUGGAAGAUAUGGAAACUAUAGACCUGAUGGACAAUCUGAUGUCCCUGCAAUUUGAGCAUGGGGUUCGGGAGGAAGAGGUCCCUUGGCUGUUUCUGCAGAGCCGUUCCCGAGGAUUGAUGAUAGAAGCUUGUGCUCAUGCAGCUUUCUUCUGCAGACUGCUCCAGGCCUUGAGGAAAAUGGAUGGGAGCACCUCAGUCUCUAUGCUCCCUUUGGAGGAAGAGGAGGAAGACCUUUAUAAAAAAUCUUCCAAAAGAGAUCUGAAAGUGGGCAUCAUUGGAGGUGGACGACUGGGAAAACAACUGGCUCUAGUAUUACUCCACCGAGCGUCUAUCCCUGCCCAUAGCCUUCAUAUCUCCACUCGGAGGCCAGAGACCCUGACUGACCUCCAGAAGAUGGGGAUCCAAUGCUUUUACCAUAACUGUUUUCUGGUAGACUGGGCCAAUCUGGUCUUCCUCUGCUGUCUGCCAUCCCAGCUUCCUCACAUUUGCUUGGAAAUCAACAAUAGGCUUGAAAAAUCUUGCAUUGUGUAUAGCCUGGUCACUGCCGUCCCUUUGCCUAGGCUGAAGCAGCUGCUAUGCCACACCACUAUCCUGCGCCCCCAGUAUCAGUGUGCUGAAACUUAUAUUGAUAUAUGGGGGUCCAAUGAGGACAUCAAGUCUGCACUUCAAGAUCCUGAGAUAGUCCAGGCCACUUCUCCUUACAGGACUGAUGGAGGAAUAACUCUCAACAUCAAGUGGCUGGAGGCAGUCUUCUAUACAGCUCUAAAUAUCUGCACAUUAAAGGAAAUACCCUACCAACAAGCACUAGAGAUACUCAGUGACUUGUGUCUCUCUGUGCAUCAGAAAACCUGUGGGGAGGAUAAGACUAAUUGCCCAAGGUUCAUUGUUACAAACUUUGUCAACCAAGCCUUUGCCAAGACCCUAAAUCCAAGCAAUGUUUUCCCUUGGUUUGACUUGAUCGCUGUGCAACUCAAGGAAACUCCUUUUAGCCAGCACCUGAGAAAAACCGUGACUCUCCAGGAGCAUUUAACUGUUCUUUACUGUGCCUCACUUGGUAUCUCACUUUCCCAAGAAACAGAAGAAGAAGAGGAGGAAGAAGAAGAGGAAGAGGAAGCUCCAAGCCAGGAGCCCUGAAAGUUAGCUUUUUCAGCUGCUUAGGGAAUCUUCAGACUGACCCAGUUCAGCCCCCUUAAACAGGAUGGGCCUUGACUUUCACUGCUGGCAGUAGCUGCCAGUUAUUUAGCAAUAACUUGUUGGUAGAUUUAUAGAAAUAUAAAGGUUUUGAUUAAUUUGAUGAUAAAUACCAAGCCAAGAACGUGAAACACGUCAUAGUAUUGUAUCUGCCACAAAUUAAGCACUAAACAAAAGGAAAAAUUGCAUUGUUGGCCCUUAGAAUUGUAGAACAAAAACAUAUAUUCCCUUAAUUAGAGGUGAAUUUGGCUGUUGAAGAGCAUCAGUGUAACCAAAGCAUUCUGACUCACCAAAGACUCAGAAGUCUCUUGAUGCUUCCUUUUGUUCAAAAGUCUAGAUUCAAACAAUGUCAAUAUAGUUACAUUCUGCAGCUUCCUUCCUAUAGCAAUAUAUAUGGGAAUAUAUUCAGAAUAAGAAAAAUGGAUGGAUAUGACAAUACUAUGAUAAAAUAAAGAGAUGGGGCAAACCAGCUGACCAACUUCUGAUUCUUUUCAUGUUUCUUAUUUUUCAACAAGAUUUUAUUUUUGUCUUGUCCUGUCAAAAGCUGUUUCAAUGAGCCAUUCUUUUUAAGUAGCUUGUAUAUAUAUUUAAAUAAUGAAAAAUCAUUUUGCAAAAUAGAAAAGUUUUAUUUUUAAAUAAAUGUAAAAAGUGUAAAUACAUUUACUUUGCAAAUGUUUUACAACUCCUUUUUUCAAUAAUAAUGAUAAAAUAAAAAACAAUAGUAGUAAUGGUGUCAAGGUUGGCAGACAAGACACUGUACAAUCUGAGAACUCAGACUCUGAACAAAAUUAUUCAGUGUAAAUGUAAAUUUCCAUGGUAUUGGGUUCUUUGGCUUUUGCAUAAUUGUGAGCCAGCCAAGUUCGGUGCCAUGAUGUUAAAGUACUUUUAAUUAAAUCCUGUUAGCUUAGCAUGGGAGGAAAUUGGCUAUUUCAUCCAAAUGUAAUGUCUGGCAUGAACGUCAAUCUGAGAAAGUUGGAGGAAAUAAUAUAUUGAAUAUUUAGCCAAAUGCUGGGGUUUUUUAGUAGAUGUCUCAGACCUUCCUGGCUUAGUACAGCCCCAGAAGAGUUUUAAGAUUUUAAAAGUAAAAUGGAAGAGGAAGAACAGUAAGAGUUUAAGAAGUUGUAUUAGUGUCCUAAUUCAGUUUUAGCAAUAGGUGACUUAAAAUUUCUUCUGUGAAGAAAUCAUUCAUGAGUGAACCUCAAACUAGAUGCCAUUUAAACAGUGCUUGAGUGACACUGUAAACUAUAGUUUUAGGCAAACUCAAGACCCAAAUCUAUAAUAAAGGAUGGAUUUCAAUCCA